Messenger RNA from Apiotrichum porosum, 3609 nucleotides. It is a transcript of the gene PYC1, whose product is annotated as pyruvate carboxylase. Gene Ontology annotation, molecular function: pyruvate carboxylase activity; metal ion binding; ATP binding. The transcript has 9 exons. NCBI's taxonomy places the organism in Eukaryota, Fungi, Basidiomycota, Tremellomycetes, Trichosporonales, Trichosporonaceae. Gene Ontology annotation, biological process: pyruvate metabolic process; gluconeogenesis. Gene Ontology annotation, cellular component: cytoplasm. The coding region runs from base 1 to 3609 and encodes 1202 amino acids. The record is from RefSeq and is a predicted model, not a curated record.
AUGGCGUCUGAGGCUACUACCGCUCCCCUUGACGCGUGGGCUCAGCACCUUGGCCUCGACAAGUCGGUGCCCGGCACCCCCGGCACUCCUGGCACGCCGCUCCAGACCGUCGACAGGCUUCGCAAGCAGCAGGCUGGCCACAGCGGCCCUCUCAAGAAGGUCCUUGUCGCCAACCGUGGUGAGAUUGCCAUCCGUGUCUUCCGUACUGCGCACGAGCUCGCCAUGUCGACCGUGGCCAUCUACUCGCACGAGGACCGCAUGAACGCGCACCGUUACAAGUCCGACGAGUCCUACCUUGUUGGCAAGGGCAUGUCGCCCGUCGGUGCCUACCUCGCCCAGGACGACAUUAUCCGCAUUGCCCUCGAGCACGGCGUCGACAUGAUCCACCCCGGUUACGGAUUCCUUUCCGAGAACGCCGACUUUGCCCGCAAGGUCGAGGAGGCCGGUAUCGCCUUUAUCGGUCCCCGUCCCGAGACCAUUGACGCUCUCGGCGACAAGACCAAGGCCCGUGACGUUGCCAUCAAGACUGGCGUCCCCGUCGUCCCCGGUACCCCCGGUCCCGUCGAGUCGUACGACCUCGCCGAGGGCUUCAUCAAGGAGUACGGCUUCCCCGUUAUCAUCAAGGCUGCCAUGGGUGGUGGUGGUCGUGGUAUGCGUGUCGUUCGCGAGCAGUCCGAGUUCAAGGAGUCCUUUGAGCGUGCCGUUUCCGAGGCCAAGUCGGCCUUUGGCGACGGUACCGUCUUCAUCGAGCGCUUCCUCGACAAGCCCCGCCACAUUGAGGUCCAGCUCCUCGCCGACUCGCAGGGCAACUGUGUCCACCUCUUCGAGCGUGACUGCUCGGUCCAGCGUCGUCACCAGAAGGUUGUCGAGGUCGCCCCUGCCCCCCACCUCGACGAGUCGGUUCGCCAGGGUAUCCUCAACGAUGCCCUCAAGCUUGCCCACGCCGUCGGCUACCGCAACGCUGGUACCGCCGAGUUCCUCGUCGACCAGCAGAACCGCCACUACUUCAUCGAGAUCAACCCUCGUAUCCAGGUCGAGCACACCAUCACCGAGGAGAUUACCGGCAUCGACAUUGUCGCUGCCCAGAUCCAGAUUGCCGCUGGUGUCACCCUCGAGCAGCUCGGUCUCACCCAGGAGCACAUCCACCGCCGUGGUUUCGCCAUCCAGUGCCGUAUCACCACCGAGGACCCCGCUGCCAGCUUCCAGCCCGACACCGGUAAGAUCGAGGUCUACCGUUCGGCCGGUGGUAACGGUGUUCGUCUCGACGCAUCGUCGGGUUACGCCGGUGCGCAGAUCACCCCCCACUACGACUCGCUCCUCGUCAAGUGCUCCGUCUCGGGUGCCACUUACGAGGUCGCUCGCCGCAAGAUGCUCCGUGCUCUUAUCGAGUUCCGUAUCCGUGGUGUCAAGACCAACAUUCCCUUCCUGAUCCGUCUUCUUACCCACCCCGUCUUCGAGUCGGGUAAGACCUGGACCACCUUCAUCGACGACACCCCCGAGCUCUUCAAGCUCGUCCAGUCGCAGAACCGUGCCCAGAAGCUGCUCGCCUACCUUGGUGACGUCGCCGUCAACGGUUCGUCGAUUGCUGGUCAGUCGGGUGAGCCCGGCCUCAAGACCGAGGCUCUUAUCCCUACCAUCACCGACAAGGACGGCAAGGUUGUCGACACUUCGGUGCCCCAGCUCACCGGUUGGCGCAACAUUAUCGUCAACGAGGGCCCCGAGGCCUUCGCCAAGGCUAUCCGCGCCUACCCUGGUACCCUCAUCAUGGACACCACCUGGCGUGAUGCCCACCAGUCGCUCCUCGCGACCCGCAUGCGUACCGUCGACAUGGCCAACAUUGCCAAGGAGACCUCGCACGCCCUCGCCAACGCCUACUCGCUCGAGUGCUGGGGUGGUGCCACCUUUGACGUUGCCAUGCGCUUCCUCUACGAGGACCCCUGGGAGCGUCUCCGCACCCUCCGUCGCCUUGUGCCCAACAUUCCCCUCCAGGCCCUUGUCCGUGGCGCCAACUCGGUCGGAUACACCUCGUACCCGGACAACGCCAUUUACGAGUUCUCCAAGAAGGCCGUCGAGGCCGGUCUUGACAUUUUCCGUGUCUUCGACUCGCUCAACUACUUUGAGAACCUGAAGCUCGGUAUCGACGCCGCCAAGAAGGCCGGCGGUGUCGUCGAGGGCACCAUCUGUUACUCGGGUGACGUUGCCAACCCCAAGAAGACCAAGUACACCCUCCAGUACUACCUCGACCUGACCAACCAGCUCGUCGGUGAGGGUAUCCACGUCCUUGGUAUCAAGGACAUGGCCGGUGUCCUCAAGCCUGAGGCUGCUACCAUGCUCAUCGGUGCCAUCCGCAAGGCUCACCCCGACCUCCCCAUCCACGUCCACUCGCACGACACCGCCGGUAUCGCCGUCGCUUCGAUGCUCGCCGCCGCCAAGGCCGGUGCCGACGUUGUCGACGUCGCCAUCGAUGACCUCUCCGGUCUCACCUCGCAGCCCGCCAUGGGUGCCGUCGUCGCUGCCCUCGAGCAGUCGGGUCUCGGCCCCGGAAUCUCGCACGAAAACAUCAUGGCACUCAACAUGUACUGGUCGCAGGUCCGCGUCCUUUACAGCUGCUUCGAGGCCAAUGUCCGCGCGUCCGAUUCGGGUGUCUUUGACCACGAAAUGCCUGGAGGACAGUACACUAACUUGCAAUUCCAAGCAUCGCAACUCGGCCUCGGAACGCAGUGGCUCGACAUCAAGAAGAAGUACAUCGAGGCGAACCAGCUCUGUGGAGACAUCGUGAAGGUUACGCCUUCUUCGAAGGUUGUCGGCGACUUUGCGCAGUUCCUUGUCUCCAACAACCUCUCCAAGGAGGACGUUAUGGAGCGCGCUGGCACCCUCGACUUCCCCGUUUCCGUCGUCGAGUUCUUCCAGGGAUACCUUGGCCAGCCGUACGGCGGCUUCCCGGAGCCCCUUCGCUCGCACAUCAUUCGCGACAAGCCCCGCAUCGACUCGCGUCCCGGUCUCACCAUGAAGCCUCUCGACUUUAAGAAGAUCAAGAGCGAGCUGCGUGCCAAGUACGGCAACCACGUCAGCGACUUCGACGUUCAGAGUCACUGCAUGUACCCGAAGGUGUACGAAGAGUUCCAGGGCUUCGUUGAGAAGUACGGCGACCUUUCGGUCCUCCCCACGCGUUUCUUCUUGUCCGCUCUUCCAAUUGGAGAGGAAAUUCAGGUGUCCAUUGAGAAGGGUAAGACCCUCACCAUCAAGCUCCUGGCCGUCGGCCCUCUGGACGCCAACAAGGGUACCCGCGAGUGCUUCUUCGAGCUCAACGGAGAGACCCGAGCGGUGGUCAUCACCGACCGCUCGGCCGCCAUCGAGCACAUCUCGCGUGAGAAGGCUUCGUCCGACCCCGGAAGCGUCGGAUCGCCCAUGGCUGGUGUGGUCGUCGACGUCAGGGUUCACGAGAACCAGAUUGUCAAGGCUGGUGACCCCCUGUGUGUCCUGUCCGCUAUGAAGAUGGAGAGUGUUAUUUCUUCGCCUGUUUCCGGCAAGGUGGCCCGUGUCCUUGUCAACGAGAACGACUCGAUUGGCCAGGGCGACUUGGUGGUCGAGAUUGUGGCCGAGGCCUAA